This is a messenger RNA of Pteropus alecto (black flying fox), 963 nucleotides long. It is a transcript of the gene DUOXA2, whose product is annotated as dual oxidase maturation factor 2. Bases 1 to 963 code for a protein of 320 amino acids. Gene Ontology annotation, biological process: protein transport. The record is from RefSeq and is a predicted model, not a curated record. The transcript is spliced from 6 exons. Gene Ontology annotation, cellular component: endoplasmic reticulum membrane. NCBI's taxonomy places the organism in Eukaryota, Metazoa, Chordata, Mammalia, Chiroptera, Pteropodidae.
AUGACUCUCUGGGAUGGCGUGUUGCCUUUCUAUCCCCAGCCCCGGCAUGCUGCCGGCUUCAGCGUCCCGCUGCUCAUCGUCAUUCUGGUGUUCCUGACCUUGGCCGUCAGCUUCUUGCUCAUCUUGCCUGGGAUUCGUGGCCACUCGCGCUGGUUCUGGCUGGUGAGAGUUCUUCUAAGUCUGUUCAUAGGCGCAGAAAUCGUGGCCGUGCACUUCAGCGCUGAAUGGUCAGUGGGUAGGGUGAGCAUCGACACAUCCUACAAGGCUUUCAGUGCUGCGCGCAUCCGAGCCCACCUUGGUCUGCAUGUGGGCCUGGAGGGGAUUAAUAUCACACUCAAAGGGAGCCCAGUGCAGCAGCUGAACGAGACCAUCAACUACAACGAGCAGUUCAGCUGGCGUCUUGGCAAGGACUAUGUCGAGGAAUACGAGGAGGCACUGGAAAAAGGACUGCCAGAUCCAGUUCUGUACUUGGCGGAGAAGUUCACCGUGAGCAGCCCCUGCGGGCUCUACCGCCAGUACCGCCUGGCGGGACGCUACGCCUCGGCUCUGCUGUGGGUGGCGUUCUGCCUCUGGCUCCUCUCCAACCUGCUGUUCUCCAUGCCAGUCCCACUCUAUGGAGGCCUGAUGCUCCUAGCCACCGGCGCCUUUGCGCUCUUCUCUGUCUUCGUCUUCGCCUCCAUCUCCAGUGUGCCACUCUGCCGGAUCCGCCUCGGCUCUUCCGCGCUCACCACGCACUACGGUGCCGCCUUUUGGGUCACGCUGGCCACGGGGGUCCUGUGCCUCCUCCUGGGAGGAGCGGUGGUGAGUCUCCACUACACUCUACCCAGCGCUCUUCGCUCCUUCUUGGACCGAAGCGUCAAGGACCGUGGUAACCAAGAGAGAGGGGGCUCACCUCUGAACUUCAACAACCCACUACACAAGAAAUUUGAGGCCUCGGACUUAACGAUCAGUACUCAUCUGUGA